Molecule: messenger RNA, 522 nt
Organism: Brenthis ino (lesser marbled fritillary)
Lineage: Eukaryota; Metazoa; Arthropoda; Insecta; Lepidoptera; Nymphalidae
Source: the annotation of a GenBank genome assembly
AUGCUACGUAUUCUGUUGUUCACUUUGUUCUUCGGUGUUAUUGACUAUGGAUUUUCUGUGCGGAUAUCAGCGAUGCGAUAUCCUAGAAAUUAUUAUGAUGAUUAUAAUAAUGAGAGAAGACAAGAAUUUCAUGAACUAUUUUCUGAAGUAGCAGAUUCGUUUAUCGAAGCUGACGUUGCAAGAAGAAGUUUUGGAUUAAAAGAGUAUAAUGCUCAGGAUAUUUAUACAGCCGACGAAUACAAACGUAUUUAUCCGUUUCAAGAUUAUUUUGAGGAUUCCAUCGAAAUUAUUAUUAAGAAUCGUGUGAUGAAGGUUAGUGCGAGAUCAAUGUAUACGCCAAGGGAGGAUUUGCAGGAUAUAGUUAUUUUAGUGGAUCACUUGCUAAUAUCUCAAUUAUCUUAUUAUGUAGAUUAUGAGAAUGCUGUGCUUAUUAUAAAUAUACCAUUCAUAUUCAAAAAAUCGGGAGCUAUGGUUUGUAAUUAUAAUGAAUUUGAGUGUUGUGAUAUGCGGCCAUAUAUAAGA